CAUUAACACUUUUCACAUUAACAACAACAUAACUCUGCUGGUGACACUGCUGGUCAGUCAACUCCACCUUCUCAAGAGCUCACACAUCUCCCACAUCAGCGCUCGACGCGGUCUAAAGAGUAAGAAGAGAAGCUCAUCGUUGAGAAAAGCCGCGGGGGAACUUAUCUGAAGAUGAUUUGAAGAUCGGCUGCUCGGGAAUAUUGUGAUCCAUGAAUGAAGAUGGGGAGUAUUUCUGUCAAAACUGUAUGUAAAGGCACGGCGCUUCUGAUCUUUGUCAUUCUUCGGGGGUUGAAUACACAGACUGAUACAGAUAUCACAUCACUCCCUGUCACUUCAAACAUUUCUUCAACUGAGCUCGAAACAGAGUUUCCUCAAACACAUCCUACAACAGCCCCAGCCACAAUAAGCACUCUUUCAACUGAGUCUCAAACAGAUGUCCCAGCAGCUUCUGCCACUACAAGCUCUCCCUCAACUGAGAUUCAAACAUCAGCUCCUAUAACUCCUGCCACUUCAAGCUCUCCUUCAACUGAGUCUGAAACAUCAGCUCCUACAAAUAUCACAUCACUCCUUGUCUCUUCAAACAUUUCUUCAACUGAGCUCGAAACAGAGUUUCCUCAAACACAUCCUACAACAGCCCCAGCCACAACAAGCACUCUUUCAACUGAGUCUCAAACAGAUGUCCCAGCAGCUUCUGCUACUACAAGAUCUCCCUCAACUGAGAUUCAAACAUCAGCUCCUAUAACUCCUGCUACUUCAAGCUCUCCUUCAACUGAGUCUGAAACAUCAGCUCCUACAAAGCCAGAUGUGAUCAGGAAUCUCACAGUGACCGAAAUCACAACAUCAUCUGUGUUUCUGACAUGGGAAGAACCAGCCGGAAAUAGAUCUUUCUUUAAAAUUAAUUGGACUGAUGAGAAAACAUCUAAUCAUGUAACAACCAAUAACCUAUCGUAUAACAUCACUGGUCUGACUGCUGGAGUCAAUUACACAUUUAUCAUCACAGCUGUUGCAGCAGAUAAAUCAACAGAAGGAGAAUCAGUGGUUACCUCUAAAUAUACAAAGCCAGAUGUGAUCAGGAAUCUCAGAUUGUCUGAAAUCACAACAUCAUCUGUGUUUCUGACAUGGGAAGAACCAGCCAGAAAUAGAUAUUUUUUUAUACUUAAUUGGACUGAUGAGAAAUUGGACUUGACCAGAAAUUCAAUAGAAACUACUAACACUUCCUAUAACAUCACUGGUCUGACUGCUGGAGUCAAUUACACAUUUAUCAUCACAGCUGUUGCGGCAGAUAAAUCAACAGAAGGAGAAUCAGUGGUUACCUCAAAUUAUACUAAGCCUGACGUCAUAAUGAACCUCACAGCUGUUGAUAUUACAACAUCCUCUGUUUUACUAAACUGGAUUAAACCAAAUGGCCAAAGCUCCCGUUACCGUGUAGAAUAUGAAAAUAACAGUGUGACUACUGAAAACACCUCCAUCGAGAUAAAUGAUCUGAUUCCUGGAGAGCAGUACACAUUCAGAGUGUUUGCAGUUGCAGCUGAUCAUGUGACCGAGGGGAGAGCCAGACAGAUUUCACUUUAUACCAAUCCGGAUGUUAUCAGGAAUCUCACAGUGAACAACAUCACAAGCUCAUCUGUGUUUCUGACAUGGGAAGAACCAAUAGGAAAUAGAUCUUUCUUUAAACUUAAGUGGGCUGAUGAUAAAACAAGUGGAAAUUCAACAGAAACUACUAACACUUCCUAUCACAUCACUGGUCUGACUGCUGGAGUAAAUUACACAUUCUGCAUCACUGCUGUUACUGCAGAUAAAUCAGCAAAAGGAGAAACUGUCUGCAGAUCACAAUUUACUAGUAUGCAAAGUUCUAAAAUACAUGUUUCUUACUACAAAGCACAUUUAAACUACUUGACUAUCAUGGGUGGCUGUUCAAGGCAUGGAAAGAAAUGGGUUCAGUAUCAGUCUAGUUGCUAGCAGUACCUCUAUUAAUCCAAAGAUAAGAACAGACAAAGAACUGAACAGAACUGGGGGUAUAAAUACACAGGGAAAAUGAGAGAGAAAACAAGGAACAGCAGGACUAAUCAAUUAACAAAUAAGUAACUAUAGAAACAAAUGAGAGCAUACUUAACCUAGAAAACAACUUAACAAAAAAAAUAAAAUAAAAAUACGUGAAAGGGACACCAGGAACAACUGAACAAACUAAACGUAAAACUAAGAGUCUCUGAACAGACACACACACACACAAAAAAACAUAUUAACCAAUAUUUCUUUCAGGUAAUUUGUAAAAGCACUAGAGUUCUUCCCAUGUCAAGC
This is a messenger RNA of Sinocyclocheilus anshuiensis, 2298 nucleotides long. Its product is annotated as receptor-type tyrosine-protein phosphatase eta-like. NCBI's taxonomy places the organism in Eukaryota, Metazoa, Chordata, Actinopteri, Cypriniformes, Cyprinidae. The record is from RefSeq and is a predicted model, not a curated record. Gene Ontology annotation, molecular function: protein binding. The transcript is spliced from 14 exons. The coding region runs from base 214 to 1959 and encodes 581 amino acids.